AUGAAGGUGGUGCUGCUGGACCACCACAUCCACGCGGAGUCCCUUCGCCGACAGCUGGUGGAGGUGAGCCGCACUCCUGACCUGCCGCUGCUGUUCGUCAACAAGCAGCUCGUCGGCACCCUCCACGAUGUCCAGGAGCUGGAGCAGGAGAAAAAGCUGAAGGACCUGCUCCAUUUUGGCUUCGAGUGGCGUGUGGGCGGUGGCGGCAAUGGAGAGAAGUCAUUGACGGGCACGCUGCCGGCGCCAUACGGUGACACGGAACUGUUUCGUGGCCGCUAUCGUGGCACGCCGGUGGCGAGGCCGGUGGUGGCGUUGCCAAAGCUGCAUCCAUUUGAUUUCCACUCGAAUGAGUAA
This is a messenger RNA of Trypanosoma grayi, 354 nucleotides long. RefSeq lists its product as hypothetical. The transcript has a single exon. The record is from RefSeq and is a predicted model, not a curated record. Bases 1 to 354 code for a protein of 117 amino acids. Lineage: Eukaryota; Euglenozoa; Kinetoplastea; Trypanosomatida; Trypanosomatidae.